GCAAAAGCUGCCAACAUUUUGACUUCGCUGUAAAACUUCCGGCUAAAUUUCUUUUCCACGGCAACGUGUAGGGAAACUAAUCCAGGAUGACUACCACGGAUAGUAAGAAGAAGGAAGGCACUAAAACAGUGAAGAAAGAUGCUAAUAAGAAACUUCCAGCUGUACCAGAAUCAAAAUUAAAGUUUGCAAAAAAACGUACUUGUACCAAAGCAAGUCUUAUAAAAAGGAAAUUAAAAAAACGUGUUGUUAUUGCUACUAGAAAACGUGAAAACUUUUUAAGGGCGGAAAAAUAUAAUGCAGAAUAUGCAAGAGCCGAACGUCGGGAAAUCAAGUUGAGACGCAUAGCUAAAAAGAGGGGCAUGUAUUACGUUCCAGCUGAGAGCAAAUUGGCUUUUGUAAUUCGUAUUCGUGGUAUUAACAAAGUUGCACCAAAAGUUCGGAAGGUUUUACAAUUAUUCCGUUUACGUCAAAUAAAUAAUGGUGUUUUUAUUAAACUCAACAAAGCGACCAUCAAUAUGCUUCGUAUUUGUGAGCCAUACAUUACAUGGGGUUAUCCUAAUUUGAAGUCAGUGCGACAACUUAUUUACAAACGUGGUUUUGUUAAACAUAGAAAACAACGUAUCCCGAUAACUGAUAAUUUUGUUAUUGAACGAAAAAUGAGUAAAAAAUAUAACUUGCAAUGUGUUGAAGAUUUAGUUCAUGAAAUUUUCACUAUUGGACCAAACUUUAAAAAUGCUUCAAACUUUUUAUGGCCCUUCAAAUUGAAUUCUCCGACAGGAGGAUGGCGCAAGAAAAAUAACCAUUACGUUGAAGGUGGCGACUUUGGCAACCGCGAAGAUAAAAUUAACAGACUUAUUCGACGAAUGGUGUAAAUUAAAUACUUAAAUAUUGAUUUACCUAAUUUUAAAGAAAAAUAAUAAAAAUAAAAAAUAAAUUUACUAGUUUUAUUUAAAAA
Molecule: messenger RNA, 955 nt
Organism: Condylostylus longicornis
Lineage: Eukaryota; Metazoa; Arthropoda; Insecta; Diptera; Dolichopodidae
Gene: RpL7
Product: 60S ribosomal protein L7
Exons: 3
Coding region: 87-872 (261 amino acids)
Biological process (GO): maturation of LSU-rRNA from tricistronic rRNA transcript (SSU-rRNA, 5.8S rRNA, LSU-rRNA)
Cellular component (GO): cytosolic large ribosomal subunit
Molecular function (GO): RNA binding; structural constituent of ribosome
Source: RefSeq, a predicted model, not a curated record